AUGCAUGCGUGCAUGCUAGGUCACUUCAGUUGUGUACGACUCUUUGUGACCCUCCAGACUGUAGCCCGAAAGGCUCCUCUGUCCAUAGGAUUCUCCAGGCAAGAAUACUGGAGUGGGUUGCCAUGCCCUCCUCCAGGGGAUCUUCACCAGGGAUCGAACCUGUAUCUUGUGACUCCCGCACUGGCGGGCAGAUUCUUUAACACUUGGGAAGCCGCAACAAACUAUAAUUUUGUCUUUUAUUUAUGGACCCUCUCCCUCCACUCGGAUGUCAGCUCCAUGAGGGUUGGGAUUUUGACUGUUUUAUUCACUGCUGUCUCCUUAGUGUCUAGAGCAGUGCCUGGCACACAGUGGGUAUUCAGUAAAUCUUUGCUGGAUGAGUGA
Rangifer tarandus platyrhynchus (Svalbard reindeer) is the source of this 381-nucleotide messenger RNA. The record is from the annotation of a GenBank genome assembly. NCBI's taxonomy places the organism in Eukaryota, Metazoa, Chordata, Mammalia, Artiodactyla, Cervidae.